Rhodamnia argentea is the source of this 1416-nucleotide messenger RNA. RefSeq names its product protein JINGUBANG-like. The coding region runs from base 128 to 1354 and encodes 408 amino acids. The record is from RefSeq and is a predicted model, not a curated record. NCBI's taxonomy places the organism in Eukaryota, Viridiplantae, Streptophyta, Magnoliopsida, Myrtales, Myrtaceae. Gene Ontology annotation, molecular function: protein binding. The transcript has 2 exons.
UUCCCGAAGCUUCUCUUCUCCCCACUCACAUUCACGUAUAAAUACAAAAGCAACUUGGGCUUCUCUCUCGUAGCCACCAAUCCAACGUUUCAAUUGCCACUCCUUCUCUCUCUCUCUCUCUCAAAAGAUGCAGUCGCUCCCACAUGAUGAUGACGACCGCCGCCACUCAAUCGGAAACAAUCCAAAACCAUGCAGAGACGACGAAACAGAGCCAUUACCAUGGCGAUCUUUAUCACGAUCAUGCCCAAGAAACCCCGACGACCACUGCCACCACAGCCUCAUCGCCACCGUCAGAUGCCGAUACGCCAACUCCUACGUCUCCUCCCUUGCGGUGGCUGGGAAGUUCCUCCUCGCCGGCUCCUCUGACAGGGACAUCCUGUCGUGGGAACGCACAGCCUUAGCAAACUCUGACAACACGCGAAGCGGUGGCGACGGCGGGCUGUGGGUGGUGGCCGAGUGCGCAGGCACGGUGAAGUCGCUGGUGGUUGUCUCCGACAAGCUCUUCAGCGCCCACCAGGACCACAAGAUUCGGGCCUGGAGGAUCCGAGCUCAAGACCUGAACCAGAAUCAUCCGAACCACCUGAAGUAUUCCCGCUUGGCGACGAUGCCGACUCUGGGCGACCGGGUGCUGGGGCUCCUGGUGCCGGAAAAGCAGGUCCAGUUCCGGCGGCACAGGAGGUGUGCGUGGGCGAGCCACGCCGACGUCGUCUCCGGGCUCGCGUUGUCAAGGGAUGCAUCGCUCCUCUACUCGGUGUCGUGGGACCGGUCGAUAAAGAUAUGGCAUACGUCGGACUUCAGGUGCUUGGAGUCGGUCAGAGAUGCGCAUGACGACGCGAUCAACGCCGUCGCAUCUUCCGGAGAUGGACGGGUCUACACUGGAUCAGCUGACAAGAAAAUCAAGGUGUGGCAGAAGCUCGAAGGAGACAAGAACCACUCCCUCGUCGCCACGUUGGAAGGACACGGUUCCGGGGUCAACGCACUGGCCCUGAACUCGGACGGGUCGAUCCUAUUUUCCGGUGGUCGCGACAGAUCCAUUAUGGCUUGGGAGAAGGAAGACGGUGGCGACCGGAUGGUGGUCGUGUGCGUGCUUUUGGGCCACUCCAAGUCCAUACUGUGCUUAAAGGUCGUCUCCGAUCUGGUGCUCAGCGGCUCCGCGGACAAAACCAUAAGAAUCUGGAGAGGGUCUGAGAAGAGCUACGCUUGUGUAUCGGUUCUGAACGGGCACCGAGGACCGGUCAAGUGUCUGACAGCAGCAGCUGAUUGUGGCAGCUCGUCGAGUGCUUGUUUUGUGGUUUACAGUGGGAGUUUGGACUGUGACUUGAAGGUGUGGAAGGUCGCUUUUCCCAUUUUGUGAAGAGCUAAUCGAUUUUCCGCUUAGUUUCUUUCCAUAUCUUUAGCUCCUCGUCCUCCAGUUUG